AUGGUAUCCGGCGGCCAUCACCACCGCUCCGCCACAAGAUCCGGCCACAAGGCCUUCAAGUCCCGCCAUGCCACCAAAGGUCAACUAGCUAAACAGAGCAAGGGCAAAAUCGAAAAAACGAAAGGAGGGCGCCAAUCACCAGCUCAAGCACUUAAAUCGAAACUCGACCGCCGGAACCAAGCUCGACAAAAGCAAAUUCAAAAGGCAAUCGAGAGAGCAAAGGAAGAUAGGAUAUUUGACGGCAGGAACGGAGCUCCAAGGAUUGUUGCUGUAGUGCCGCUAUGUGCAGACACAUACUCAGAGACAGUUCUAAAUCAUUUGAAUGCUGCUUUGGACUUGGAGACACAGAAAUAUCCGAGUGGGGUGCAUACCGUUACUGUCGACAGAUUCAAGCAGAAAAUUCAAUACGUUAUUCCCGAGCGAAGACUCCUCCCCGUCUUGGAUGCCUGCAAAUAUGCCGACUUCAUCUUUUUUAUCCUCUCUGCAACACAGGAGGUUGAUGAUAUAGGUGAAUCGCUGCUACGGGCUAUCGAAUGGCAAGGAGUAUCCACUGUGUUUAGCCUGGUACAGAACCUGAACUCCGUCGAACCUGCAAAAAGACGACCCGACGUCAAAAAGUCUCUAUUGAGUUAUAUAAACCACUUCUUCGCAGAGCAGGAUAAAAUUUACGCAGUUGAUUCUCCAACCGAAGCGCUAAAUGCGAUUAGAUCCGUUUGCUCUCAGCAUCCAAAGGGUAUCUUAUGGAGAGAUGCGAGAUCCUACAUGUUGGCAUCGGAGAUUUCUUGGGACGAAUCUGAGGGCAAGGCAUAUGUCACUGGCACAGUUCGUGGGAAAGCUCUCAAGGCGGAUAGAUUAGUACAGUUACAAGAUGGCGGCAUUUACCAAGUUGACAAAGUGGUCUCCCUACCAAAUGAAUUGAAUAGGGGCGAUUCGAUGGAUACAUCGGCGGUUAUCGAUGCGCCAACCCAGGAUCAAGACGUCUUAGAACAGGUUACGGAUGAAGUCUCGAUGGAAGAGGAAGUUAUGUCUCUACCCGAUACUCGAAGAGGGGUUUUGUUAGAUGACCAUCAUUAUUUUGAUGAUGAUGAGAUUGAUGGGAUCGAGCCUGAGCCAGUGAGAAGACGAAAGUUGCCGCCAGGUACCUCUGCAACGCAAGCCAAAUGGAUUGUAGACAGCGAUACAGAUGAUUCCGACACCGAAGAGACAGACGAAGCAGAGGAGUUGAUGGAGGCCGAGCUAGAGGCCGAGGAAGACGAUAGGAUGGAUGCUGAGGAGGAUAUGGAUGACGCUACAACAACCUUUGGGACUACCAAGAGCGAGAUGUUCUUGGAUUUGUCACCAGAGGAAGAAGCAAAGGCGAUCACUGAAUUCCGACAAAGGAAAAAAGAUGCAGAAGAUGACCUUGAAUUCCCCGAUGAAUUCGAGCUACGACCCGAGGAAACCGCUAGGGAACGAUUGCAUCGUUACCGAGGCCUCAAGGACUUCAGGACGUCUCCCUGGGAAACUAGCGAGGACGUUCCUUUCCAGCCCAAGAAAUGGGAUUCAUUGGCCAGAAUCGAUAAUUAUAAAGCUACAAAACUAAAGGUGCAGCGAGAAGCUUUAGUCGGCGGCGUGCCAACAGGGUCCAAAGUCAAGGUUUACCUUCGGGAUGUACCGAAACAGUUGGCAGCGGGCCAAUACGACGAGUAUAACACCCGGAUCACAGGUCUCUUUGGAUUAUUACGGCACGAGCAUAAGAAGGCGGUUGUGAAUUAUAGCAUCACAUUAAGCAGCGACUAUGAGGGACCGCCAAUUAAGUCAAAGGAUACAUUAGUCUUGCAAUGCGGAUCGAGGAGGUGGAAGGUUCAACCAUUGUUCAGCCAAGGUGGUGCAACCAAGAACAAUGUACACAAGUACGAGAAAUUCUUACAACCUGGAAGGGCCUCCGUCGCCACUUUAAUAGGGGAGGUGGCGUUCGGAAAUGUUCCAGUAUUAUGGUGGAAGCAACAUCCAAACGGUAACCUUGAGCUAGUCGGUACCGGCUCAUUCCUUAACACCGACCAUGAGAGGGUCAUCGCCAAACGCCGUAUCAUUACUGGUCACCCCUACAAGAUUCACAAGAAGGUUGUAACAGUCCGGUAUAUGUUCUUCAAUGCAGAAGAUGUCAGUUGGUUCAAAGCCCUGCCAUUGCACACAAAACGUGGGCGUAGCGGGUUCAUCAAGGAAAGUCUUGGAACACACGGAUACUUCAAAGCCACAUUCGAUGCCAAAAUCAACCCGCAGGAUACGAUUUGCGUGUACCUCUACAAGAGAUGCUUCCCAUAUGAGUCAGAAGAGUUCCAUGGAUAG
This is a messenger RNA of Orbilia oligospora ATCC 24927, 2328 nucleotides long. RefSeq lists its product as uncharacterized. Gene Ontology annotation, cellular component: preribosome, small subunit precursor; nucleus. Gene Ontology annotation, biological process: maturation of SSU-rRNA from tricistronic rRNA transcript (SSU-rRNA, 5.8S rRNA, LSU-rRNA); ribosome biogenesis; endonucleolytic cleavage of tricistronic rRNA transcript (SSU-rRNA, 5.8S rRNA, LSU-rRNA). The coding region runs from base 1 to 2328 and encodes 775 amino acids. The transcript has 4 exons. Gene Ontology annotation, molecular function: GTPase activity; U3 snoRNA binding; GTP binding. The record is from RefSeq and is a predicted model, not a curated record. Lineage: Eukaryota; Fungi; Ascomycota; Orbiliomycetes; Orbiliales; Orbiliaceae.